AUGGAUCCAGUCAGCGCUCUCGGGCUCACAGCCAGCAUCAUUGCUUGUAUUCAAUUAGCCCAGGCUUUGUCGAAGACUGUUGGACUAUCUGAACACAACCGAACUGAUCUAGAGCGUAUGCUAAAGACAUUGCGGAGAUUUCUUGCCUCAUAUCAAGGUUUGAAGAAUAUAGCUGCGAUUGAUGAAGGUGAAGGGCGAUUCUGCCUCGUUGAACAAGCUGAACAGCCCUGGAAAGAAUGUCAGGAAGUCAUCAACGAAGUCCAACAAAGAUUAAAGGAGAAGAAUUUGUUUAAUCGAUGGAUUAGAGGGAGUUCUUGGGACAGGAAAAUCAACAAAUGUUUGUCAAGCUUUGAUGAUAUUAGGGAGCAGUUUGAUAUUGCAAUUCAGUCCGAUCAACUACAAAUCAUUGCAGCAGUCGAGAAGUACGCCCAGCAGGCUCUAUGCGACACUCGAGAUAUCAAGAAAAAAGCGCAGAGGAUUGAAGACCAUAUCCGAGACAUUAAAGAUGAUGCUCGCGAUAUUAGACAUGAUGUCAGUCUUUUUAAUCAGAGUAUCAAUACAAAUCAUACAAACAUCGUCCAACAUGCUCAAGAUGUUAAGGAUAGCAUCCAGGAUAUAAAAUGCACAAUCACUCAGCAAAGUUUGGAUUUCGAGUCUCAUGAGAAGAUAAAAGCCCGAGAAUCUAAGAAAAAGGACCUUCUCCAUUGGUUGUUGACUGCAGACCCGAAAACAAACCAUGACUUGGCGCGAAGACACUUUGAACCUGGCACCGGGUCAUGGUUUCUUCAAAGUAAUGAAUACAGCAAUUGGAAGACGAGCGAUAAUUCCUUCCUUUGGGUUCAGGGUCUAUCAGGCUGCGGCAAAACAAUUUUGUGCUCAACAGUUGUUCAGGAUAUGACCGAUUAUUGUGCCAAUAAUUCCGACCGUUUCAUCGCAUAUUACUACUUCUCUUUCAAUGAAACUGAAAAACAAAAUGCCAAUAAUUUGCUGCGCUCCGUUCUCACACAAUUCCUCGUCAGAUAUGACGCCGCGCUCGACGAUGCUUUAGUCAUCUACAAUGACAUUCAAUCCACCGCUCCGCAAUUAGAGAAGCUGAAAGCGAUGCUUAAAGCCGUGUUGUCGAUGCCUGGAAUAUUUUACCUAAUCCUAGACGCAGUGGAUGAAUGUCCUAGAGGUUACGAACAAGGUAAUCGACAGGUUGUCUGUGAAUUACUGCAAGAGUUAUCCUCAUGGGCCUACAAAAGUUUACAUAUAUUCAUGACCAGUCGGAAGGAAGCGGACAUCAAAGAAAUCAUAGAUGAGAUACCCAGACUCUCAAUUUUUCCUAUCAGAAAUGAAAAUGUCAACUCGGACACACGCCGAUACGUCAAAAAGCAGUUGGAAAACGACAAAAAACUAAGAAAGUGGUCACCUGAGAUUAAGACCGAGAUAGCAAUGGCAUUGGAAGACAGUGCUAAUGGAAUGUUCCUGUGGGUGACCUGUCAGCUCGAUGCCCUAAGAAGGUGCCCCACUCCAGCUAUGUUACGAAAGACUCUAAAGAGCCUGCCUCGAACUCUGCAUGCUACAUACGAAAGAAUGCUUUCAAAUAUCCAUGAAGAUUACACAGACAUAGUCGUUGCUGCACUGAAGUGGCUGGUGAUUUGUCAGGAGGGCCUAACGCUCAAUCAAUUAGCUGAAGCUGUAGCGGCAGGCAUCGAUUCGAAAUCUUCAUUCAACAUUGAUAAUCGAUUCGGGAAUCCACGUGAACUUCUUGAUAUUUUAGGGAGUUUGGUUACCCUCAUUGAAGACGGCCGUAUAAGUUAUUGGCUUGCAUCUGACGGUAAAACUAUCACUCCUAUAUACACAGAAUUUGUCCAAUUGUCCCACUUCUCAAUUCGCGAGUAUCUGACAUCAACUCAUCUGAAUGUCACAUAUAUGAAUGGCUUUGGUGAACCCACUCUACACCUAUUUGCUCUUGAAUGCUGCCUAAAUUACAUUAACGGGCUCACUGCACAGAACAUCCAUGGAAUUAUAUGGACGUACCCUUCCAACCACUGGCUAUCUCUUGCGAGAGGUUGUUCAUAUCAAAACGGCAUGGAAACAGCGAGAUACAUUGUCCAAUAUCUGGACUCGUACCAUUGGAGAGAGGCCUGGUUUUGCCAAUAUCGGAACUCGCACCAUUGGAGAGAUGACUGGCGUGGCCAAUUUGAUGAUUCUUUUGAUACCAACUUUUCGAAUGUCCAAUGGAAGAAUGCGGAUGGUCCUGUCACAACGAUUUAUUACGCAGUUUUUUUUUAAGCUGAAACAAGUGGAACAACUACUCGUCGAUGAAUACAACGCGACUGUUGACGUGCCUUUGGAACUCGGAGAAUGUCCUCCACUCUCCGUAGCUGCCCAUUUUGAGAACGCGGCUCAUGUACGCGACUACUUCAAUUUCCCUAGUGACACAUCAACAAUGUAUGGCAGGUUUCAAACUGCCUUGGAGCUUGCGAAAAAAAAAAGGUAG
Molecule: messenger RNA, 2485 nt
Organism: Botrytis deweyae
Lineage: Eukaryota; Fungi; Ascomycota; Leotiomycetes; Helotiales; Sclerotiniaceae
Exons: 5
Coding region: 1-2277 (758 amino acids)
Source: RefSeq, a predicted model, not a curated record